AUGGAAGAGCACCCUAUUCGUGGAAGCGCUAUCUGCGUCGUGGAGCACAAGGAAUUCGAAGGGAAGGACUCAUACCUACUGAAGGAGGAUCGACUGCGUCAGCUGUUGCUUCAGGCUCACUGCAGGGACAAGCCGGUCGCGGUGGUGUCCAUCGCCGGGGGGGCGAGGAGGGGGAAGUCCUUCCUCUUGAGUCUCUUCCUGAGAUACCUCAGGGCUCAAGGGUCUGAAGAUUGGCUGGAGAAUGAGGAUUUUCCCAAUAAAGGGUUCGCCUGGAGAAUGAGUUCCAAGGGAGUAACAACUGGGAUCCAUAUCUGGGACGAAAUUUUCACAAUAAGGCUCCAAAAUGGGGAAGAGACUGGCAUCCGGCGUCUUCCUCCUUCUCCCACGGCUGAAUUCCAUGCCAAAGGGACCCAGAUCAGCCAAUUGGGAUGCAAGCAUGAGUCCCCCCCUCCCCCCCAAAAAAAAACUAUUCAGGAACUAGUUGAGAUUCCCGAAUCCUUCUUGCAGGCAUGCAUUCUCUUAAUGGACACCGAAGGGACAUUUGACUCCGAGAAGUCCCUCGCCCACAGCGUCACCGUCUUCGCCCUCAGCACCCUCCUCAGCUCCGUCCAGAUCUACAACCUCAAGGAAAACAUCAACAUGGACGACCUUCUUCACCUCCAGGUAUGGUUUCCUUGA
Molecule: messenger RNA, 678 nt
Organism: Darwinula stevensoni
Lineage: Eukaryota; Metazoa; Arthropoda; Ostracoda; Podocopida; Darwinulidae
Source: the annotation of a GenBank genome assembly